This is a messenger RNA of Antrostomus carolinensis (chuck-will's-widow), 292 nucleotides long. RefSeq names its product cystatin B (gene CSTB). The annotation marks the transcript as partial. Gene Ontology annotation, cellular component: cytosol. Gene Ontology annotation, molecular function: cysteine-type endopeptidase inhibitor activity. The record is from RefSeq and is a predicted model, not a curated record. The transcript is spliced from 3 exons. Lineage: Eukaryota; Metazoa; Chordata; Aves; Caprimulgiformes; Caprimulgidae.
CCUCAGCACUCAGCUGCCGCGCAGCCCCUCGACGCCCCAGACCCGUUUUCUUGAGGAAAGAGUGAAACCUCAGCUAGAAGAAAAAGAAGGGAAAACGUUUGAUGUCUUCACUGCAGUGGAGUUUAAAACUCAGGUGGUUGCUGGAACAAACUACUUCAUCAAGGUCCAUGUGGGCAAUGACGAGUUCAUGCACCUGCGGGUGUUCAGAAGCCUUCCUCACGAGAACAAGCCGCCGAGUCUCCACAGUUACCAGAGCAGCAAGACUAAGCAUGAUGAACUGACUUUUUUCUAG